AUGCGGGCUCUCCUCACGCGGCCUUCUUGGCCGGUACUGUUGCUGAUCAUACUCGCCGCCGUUCCUCUGUCGACAGUUCACUGUACUGGCGUUCUCCACCUGGAGAGGGCUCUGCCUCUGAACUAUCCGGUUCCCAUUGAGCAACUCAGAGCUUGGGACCGGGCAAGGCACGCCCGCGUCUUGCAAGGCUUCGUUGGCGGCGUGGUCGACUUCUCAGUCCAAGGUUCCCCCGAUCCUUUCCUCGUCGGACUUUAUUUCACGAAAGUGAAACUUGGCUCUCCUCCUAGAGAGUUCAACGUGCAGAUUGAUACUGGCAGCGAUGUAUUAUGGGUGAACUGUGCCUCCUGUGGUAAUUGUCCACGUUCUAGUGGCUUAGGGAUUCAGCUUAGUUUUUUCGAUGCUGCGGGCUCUUCCACUAGUGGUCUGGUUCCGUGUGCAGACCCAAUUUGUGCAGCAGCUGCUCGAACCAGUUCCACACAGUGUUCGGAGAGUGGUCAGUGUGGCUACACGUUCCAGUAUGGAGAUGGGAGUGCAACUUCUGGUGUUUAUAUAACUGAUACGUUCUACUUUGACUCGAUUUUGUCGGGUUCAAUGAUUGCCAACUCGUCGGCGCUUAUCGCAUUUGGUUGUAGCACGUACCAGGGUGGUGACUUGACUAAGACGGAUAAAGCGGUUGAUGGAAUUUUUGGAUUUGGCCAAGGCGCUCUCUCCGUAAUAUCUCAAUUAUCGUCCAGAGGGAUAACACCUCGAGUUUUCUCUCAUUGCUUGAAAGGAGAGGGCAGUGGAGGUGGUAUAUUUGUUCUUGGUGAGAUUUUGGAGCCAGGGAUUAUCUAUACUUCACUUGUCCCAUCACAGGCUCAUUACAAUUUAUAUCUACAAAGCAUAGCAGUCAAUGGACAGGUGUUACCUAUUGACCCGGUAGCCUUUUCAACGACAACUAAUCGAGGGACGAUAGUUGACACUGGAACAACGUUGGCGUACCUUGUGGAGGAAGCUUAUAAUCCUUUAGUCAAUGCUGUCACUGCUGCCGCCUCACAGUCUGUUACUCCCACAAUAAGUAGGGGAAACCAGUGUUACUUAGUCACUUCCAGUGUAUCUGAUCUAUUUCCACUGGUGAGCUUUAAUUUUGCUGGUGGUGCUUCUAUGGUACUAAAACCAGAGGAGUACCUUUCUCAGCAAGGUUCCUAUCAGGAUGGUGGUGGGAUGUGGUGCAUAGGUUUCCAGAAGGGUCAAGGACUAACCAUUUUAGGAGAUCUUGUUCUCAAAGACAAGAUCUUUGUGUAUGAUCUGGUCCAUCAGCGGAUUGGAUGGGCUAACUAUGACUGCUCGUCAUCAGUAAAUGUCUCUGUAACUUCUAGCAAGGACUUCAUCAAUGCCGGACAGUUGAGUAGUGUAAGCAAUUCUUCUAGAGACCUGCUCUUGGAGCUGCUGCCUCUAGCCGUUGCAGCCCUCUUCUUGCACAUAUCACUAUUGAUUGAGUUCAAGGUUUUCUGA
Linum trigynum is the source of this 1494-nucleotide messenger RNA. NCBI's taxonomy places the organism in Eukaryota, Viridiplantae, Streptophyta, Magnoliopsida, Malpighiales, Linaceae. The record is from the annotation of a GenBank genome assembly.